Frieseomelitta varia is the source of this 2631-nucleotide messenger RNA. RefSeq lists its product as uncharacterized. Lineage: Eukaryota; Metazoa; Arthropoda; Insecta; Hymenoptera; Apidae. The record is from RefSeq and is a predicted model, not a curated record. Gene Ontology annotation, cellular component: axoneme. The coding region runs from base 74 to 2596 and encodes 840 amino acids. Gene Ontology annotation, biological process: intraciliary transport. The transcript has 9 exons.
GUUUGGACAGUAAUAUAAUAAUUUGUUCUUAUAAAAACUAUGCUAGUUGUGAUGUAGAAUUUGCAAAUAAAACAUGCAAACUGAAGUUCCUACGUUACCUGUAGUACACUUCAAUACCCAUAAGAAUCUCAAUAGAAACCAAAAUUCUAACUUAGGAAGAUCAUCAGAGGAAACAAAAAUUAAUUCAUCUCAUAAAAAUAUAACAUAUUUUUCAUCUAAGAAAAAAAAUUUACAUCCUUUACUUGGGCGGCCAUACCAGAGUAAUGUUCGACAAUGUCCUUCAGAACAAUCAAAACUUAAUAAAAAUAGUAUUGAACAGAGAGUUUUAUCUGCAAAAAUGUUACGCAUUAAAGAACUACAAAAUCAGUUAGCUGAUGCACACUAUCGAUUAAAUGAAUUAGCAAAUGAAAAUAAAUUAUUAAAAGCAUUACAGAAAAGACAAGAUUCUGCAUUAAAACGUUAUGAAGGAACAAAUGCUGAACUUCCGAGAAUUAUUAAUUUACAUCAUGAGGAGUUGAGAGUACUUCAAAGUAAAUAUAAAAAGUUAAAAACAUUACAAAAGGAAACCUGUGAUUUAUUAAAGGAAAAAGAAAAUGAGCUUCAACAUUUACAGGCACAAAAUAAACAUUUAUUACAACUCAGUAAAGAUCGUAAUUUGGGAGAGAGGGAAAAAUUACAAUUAGAAGUUUCUGAUUUAAAUCAUAGAAUACAACAACAGCAAAAUACUAUACAGACACUACAUAAAAAAUUGGGUCUUGAAACUAAAAGUUUAAAACAACAAUUACAUCUAGAAAUUUCUAAACGAAAAGAAACACAAAAACAUUUAGAUGAAACAGGAGAAAAAUUAAAAACUUUAGAAAAUUUAUUAGAUAAUAGAGAACGAAGAUUAUAUUAUAGUGGACAAUUAUUGUUUCCUGACAAGAAUCGACGUUUUGGCACGCAAUCUCUUACAAACUUAAGAGAUAUUAGCUCAUCAAAUCCAUUAAAAAUACCAGAUAAAAACAGAAAGUGGCAAACAGAUAUUCAAAAAAACAGUUUGGCUGUACUUUAUACAUCUGAAUUAAAUGAUAAGAUUAAAACAGAGGAAAGAGUAAAUUCAAAUCAAACUUUAGAAUAUAUAAAAUCUGAAACUAUGACAAAUUUAGAACAAGUACGAAAAUAUCGUCUUCAAAAAUCACCAUACGGAAAUACAUCAAAUAAUUUAGAAGCAAAAUCGAAGGAACUAGAUUUCACUAUAAACGAAAAUUCAGAGAUUUCAGUAGAUUUAGAAAAAUCAGAACGAUUAGAGGACCAACAAAAAGAGGUUCAGAGAUAUCAAACAAGCGCAGAUAAAUUUAGGAAAAUAUAUAACAAUCGAAAAUAUGAAAAUUUUAUCUGUUCAUCUGAAGGUAGUGAAAGCGAGAAUGAAAAUGAAAAUGGAAAAAAUGAUUAUAAGAAUGCAACUAACAAUUCUAAACAAUUGCAUGCAAGGUUAAUUAGCAGUGCAGAUGACACUUCAGAUUCAAAGAAAUUAACAUUUUCUGAUUGUAAAUAUAGAGAUAAAUUGAAGAUUUUAAUAAGAGAGAGAAAAAAUGCUUAUGAAAGUGACUCAGAAAUAGAAUCUGAAAUAAGGAAAGAAUCAGUUGAACAUUACUUAACAGUGAAUCAUCAAAAUAAUGCACUUAUUUCAUCUGAGUAUGAUCAUAAUCAAACUCACUAUAAUUCUGAUAAAGAAGUAGAAAAAUUAUCAUGUUCAAAAAAUAUUUUAAAUGAAUCACAAAAUGUUCAUCAAAAUUUAAUUGAUAAAGUGCACAUACAAACUAAAAAUAUAGAGAAUGAAAAUAUACAUACUCAACAUGAUGUGCAAACGGAACGUAAAAACUCAGAAAAUAUAGAAAACUAUAUAAUUGAACAAACUAAAACACAAAAAUUUAAUAAUGCAAGUAUGACAAAAAAUGAUUUUGAAAAUAAAUCAUUAUUACAAACAUAUUCUAAAGAUGAACAUGAUACAUCAUUUAAAGCUAACAACACAGAGUCGGAGUCAGUAAAUGGAUCUGGUUUUAAACCAGAAAUAUCACAUAUAAAUGAAAUUCUUUUUAAUGAUUCACAAAAAAAAUCUUCUGUAAAAGAUUUAUUAAAUUCUUCAAGCAAUUUAAGUAAAGGAGCAACAAAUAAAGUAGUUACAACAGAAGUAGAAAUACAGAGUAAAAAUAUAGUUCAAAGUUAUGAUUUAGAAACAAAAAAUAAAUUAAAUAAACAAGAAUUGGAAAAUAUUGAUACAGUCUCACAUAAUAUACAAUCUCUUGGAAAUGAUUCAGUUCAUGAUAUAUUAACUGAUGUUAGUAUUACAACUGAAAAUAAUGUAAAAACAAAAAUUACUAAUUAUAACAAAGAGAAGUUAUUAGCAUCAAUGAAAGCUAUUGAUAAUAAUGAAAAUAUUGAAUUUAUCAACCAAGAUUAUGGAAAACCUGAUAUAACAAAAAGAAAGCAAAUGAUAGAAAAUGUAUUUCAUAAUUUACCAUCUCACGUGAAAAAAAAGCAAGAUAUCAUUAAAGAUAUAUUUGAUACCGAUGUAAUUAAAAAUGAAUCAACAGAUAGUUGUGAUAAAUUACAUUGACAUAUAAAUGAAUAAAAGAGAUUAAAGUAUUUGCA